GCUGAGAAUUGCGUUCAUCAGAAAUAAUUAUUUUGUCUUGUUUUUUGUCAAGGUUGCUUUUAAAGAGUAAAGUGUAGUAAAAAUGUAUUUACUUUAUGUCGUAUCAAUAAAGAUGUGGUGUUCUUCAAUCAGCUGAUUCCAUUUCAUUGUCUGCCUUAUGCAAAAUUGGUUCAGUGUUCAGUGUCUAGUUCUGGUUUAGAUGUAAUUACGACGUUUUAAAAUCUUGGUGCUGUUGAAUAUUGUGCUAGCUAAAUAGGAACAUUUUCCCUUCGAAUAUUAUUUUACCAGUGCGAGCAUAUUUACGUAUGGUUUUGGACAUUUAUUUUCUCGGUGGUGUGUUUAUCUUCUAGAGUGAAGUUCGUGCAUUGUGUAGUAAUCGACUGAAGAACUCGUUUUCCAAUCACGUAUUUAUAGAAAUAAUAUUAUUAUAGUUUUCUCAAGGAACAAUGGUUUUAGCUGUGUAACAUACUUCUGAUAAGGUAUUACAUACACAAGCAGAAAAUCAAAAGGCUCACCAUAAUGUCGUCACCUAGCGCUGGCAAAAGGCGCAUGGACACAGAUGUCAUAAAGCUAAUCGAAAGUAAACACGAAGUUACAAUUUUAGGCGGAUUAAACGAAUUUUGCGUAAAAUUCUACGGUCCUAGAGGUACCCCGUACGAAGGCGGAAUAUGGAAGGUAAGAGUACAUUUACCAGACAACUACCCGUUUAAAUCACCUUCCAUCGGGUUCAUGAACAAAGUAUACCAUCCGAAUAUAGACGAAGUAUCAGGUACCGUCUGUUUAGACGUAAUCAAUCAAGCAUGGACAGCUUUAUACGAUCUUUUAAAUAUAUUCGAUUCAUUUCUACCACAACUGCUAACAUAUCCGAAUCCAAUCGAUCCCCUAAACGGUGACGCAGCCGCCAUGUAUUUACAUAAACCAGAAGAGUAUAAUAAAAAAGUACACGAAUAUGUGAAAAAAUACGCCACCGAAGAAGCUCUGCGCGAACAAGAAGAACGCGCUUUAUCCUCUGAUAGUACAGAAUCAUCGAUGUCAGAUUUUAGCGAAGAUGAAGCCCAGGAUAUGGAAUUAUAGCCACAGAGAUUCGUCUAUCGGUUUUUAUGUUUUUUUCUCCUUUUUUUUUUUCUAACUCGAUGGUAGAUUUUAGAUCACUGCCCCAAUGCUACCUAUAGACCUUUUUUUUCUGUUCGUUUUUUUUGGAUGAGAAAAAAAAUCUUAAAGUUUCUUUUUUGAUAUUGCUUUCUUUCGUUAUAUAAAUGUGGAAAUGAUUAUACGAAUGUAUCGUAAAUUGUUGUAUUAUUGUUGUAUCGUUGAUUUUCUUCGCUUUUCGUUUCUUAAAACUAAAUUAUUAAAUAAGAUAAUUCAUUUAUAACCGUAAAAAGUUUUCAUUUUUAUUAUACUUAUUAUUUUUUCCUUCGUUUACGCUGCUCAUUUUUAUAUAUUGAAAAAAUUCAAUCAUUAACAGUUGACGUAUGAUUUCUCCAACGUACAAUUACCUAUACCUGUAGUUUGUUGUAUUGAAAAAUAUUGCGAAAAUGAAAAUUGGGUCGAGCAUUGUUACGAGUAAAGUGAAAGUAAAUGUGAUAACGAUGAUGAUUACUUUCAAAAAAGAUAUUUUAAUUUUAUCAAAAUAUGUGAUAUUUUUUUGUUUUCUGAAAUUUCGGUCUAAAAUUUCGUUAUUUAAACUCGAAACGAGUGUUAGUAUCCAAUUUAAAAUGGUACUCGAGGUCGUUGCACUUGGAAAAAGUACCAUUUUACAUCGUGUGUGGCGAUUUUUUUCCAACUCGAGCGAAGAUAUUUUGAAAAAAAAUCUUUUACAGAUACACAAAUUCCACUCUUGAUUAAUUGAAUCAAAUUUUCUAAAUCGUUCUAUUGAACAAAAAAAUGUUUUCAAAGCUUGAAAAUCAUCAAUCAAUUUAUUUUUCCAUCUAAAAAAUUGUUAAUCGCGAUGAAAAGAAGAUAGGUAUCUCUACCUAGCUGUUUAUUUUAUACAGUAUGACACAAAAGUAGUGCACGGUGGCUUUUAUUUCCAAAAUUCCAAGUGGAAAAAGCUAGAGGGAUGAAUGAAGCGAAGUUGAGUAGGGAAAAAUAAAGGCUUUCAAAAGCGACCUUGAAAUUUCAGGCCCAUGCACAGGGUGUCCACAAAUUGAAAAACCGGUUUGGUCAAAAAAUUCAAACUGGUUUUUAUUGGCGCAAUGUAUUCUACACACUAAAGCGACAAAAACGUGACAUCAAUUUUUUGAAACUGGUUCAUUAGUUUGCAAUAGUUUCAGAGCGUAAAAAAUCACAAUUUUGUUUGAUCACAUUUUGAAACCGGUUCAUUGGUUCACAUUUUGCAACCAGUUUUUGACAAUCACCUAAAAGUUGAAGAUAAAGAAAAAAAAUUGAAUCAAAAGUUGUUCAGUGUGAAAAAUUGAACCAUUUUCGCUGAUCGGAUUUUGAAACCGGUUCAUUAAUUUGCAACCAGUUAUCAAAAAUUGCCUAAAAAUUCGAGAUCGAGAAAAAUAAAGCUUGCAACAAAAAUUGUGGGGCAUGAAAAAUUACACAAUUCUGUUCAAUUACAUUUGGAAACCGGUUCAUUGGUUUACAAUUAGCAACCAGUUUUUGACAAUAACCUAAAAAUUGAAGAUAAGGAAAAAAGCUUGAAAAAAGUUUUAGAAAGUGAAAAUUUGAAUCAUUUCUACUGAUCGGAUUUUGAAACCGGUUCAUUAAUUUGCAACCAGUUAUCAAAAAUUACCUAAAAAUUGGAAAUUGAGAAAAAAGCUUGCAACAAAAAUUGUGGGGCAUAAAAAAUUACACAAUUUUGUUCAAUCACAUUUUGAAACCGGUUCAUUGGUUUACAUUUAGCAACCAGUUUUUUGACAAUCACCUAAAAAUUGAAGAUAGAGAAAAAAAAGUUGAAACAAAAGUUGUUCAGCGUGAAAAAUUGAACCAUUUUCGCAGAUCGGAUUUUGAAACUGGUUCAUUAAUUUGAAACCAGUUAUCAAAAAUUACCUAAAAAUUGGAGAUCGAGAAAAAAGCUUUCAACAAAAAUUGUGGGGCAUGAAAAAUUACACAAUUCUGUCAAAUCACAUUUUGAAACCGGUCCAUUAGUUUACAUUUAGCAACUAGUUUUUGACAAUCACCUAAAAAUUAAAGAUAGAGAAAAAAGCUUGAAACAAAAAUUGUAGAGUGUGAAAAAUUGAACUAUUUCUGCUGAUCGGAUUUUGAAAAUUGCUAAUCAACUUGCAACUAUGUAACUUUUAAUGGCUUGCUGUGAUUUAAUGAACCGGGUUCAAAAUGUAAUUGAACAGAAUUGUGUAAUUGAAGGGCUAAUGGUGAAAGUCGCCUUAGUCAGAAGUGAUUUUUGAACAAAUCAAUGAAAACUUUGUUAUCCUACUUCAAUGGUAAUGUAAAAACUUUAUGGUCAAGUAUUAAAAAAACAUCUUCAACUAUCCCAGAAUGCAUUACAAUACUCAUUUUUCCCAUUAAAAUUGAUAAAAUAUGAAAAAAAAAAUUGUUUAAAGUUGUGUGAACAAAAAAAUGACUAAGGCUGUUUUCACCAUUAGCCCUUCAAUUUUUUAUGCCCCACAAUUUUUGUUUCAAGCUUUUUUCUCCAUCCUCAAUUUCAAGGGGAUUGUCAAAAUUUGGUUGCUGAAUGCGAACCAAUGAACCGGUUUCAGGAUGUGAUUACAAAGAAUUGUGUUAUUUUUCACUUUCUACAACUUUUGUUUCAAGCUUGUAUCUCGAUCUGCAAUUUUUAGGUAAUCUUUGAUAACUGGUUGCAAAUUAAUGAACCGGUUUCAAAAUCCGAUCAGCGAAAAUGGUUCAAUUUUUCACGCUGAACAACUUUUGUUUCAAGCUUUUUUCUCUAUCUACAAUUUUUGGGUAUUUUUUGUCAACUGGUUGCAAACUAAUGAACCGGUUUCAAAAAAUUCAUAUCACAUUUUUGUCGCCUUAGUGUGUAGAAUACAUUGCGCCAAUAAAAACCAGUUUGAACUUUUUGACCAAACCGGUUUUCAAUUUGUGGACACCCUGUGCGUGGGCCUGAAAUUUUCAAGGUCGCUUUUGAAAGCCCUUAUUUUUCCCUAGUCAACGCCGCUUCAUUCAUCUCUCUAACUCUUUCCACUUAGAAAUGGAAGCCACCAGGCACUACUUUUGUAUCAUACUGUAUAUGUAUUCCCAAUUGCUGCAACGUUGCCGAUAUAUCUGUUCUAUAUUCUAAACAGUGGCAACGUCGCAUUUCAAUUUGAUUCAACUUUUAAGCACCUAUUUAACCGUCACAAAUUUUUUUUAAAAAUCGCCAUCCGAAAUGAUAUCGAAUUACGAUACAAUUUGUAUAAAUUGAAUUUUAAAAAAAAAAUGAAUAUAUCGAAGUUGAAAGUCGGAUACUAUUAUUAUGUUGAUCUCUGAAAAUUUUCUGCUUUUCGAAUAUAUAUAUUUUUUUUGAUUAUAAUCGAUUUAUGUAUGUAUAUGCGAUUUUUAUGCUUAUUUUAAUUUUAUUUUUACAGUGCAAGAAUUUUUUUCAAUUAAGUUUGUUAUUAUUGCGUUUAAGUUUCACAAUUACUUAAAAUUUAUGAUAACCUUUCCGAAUCACUAUUUAUGUAGAUUAACGCUGACUUGAAUUCUUCACGAGACAAUUUAAAUAAUUGUGAAGUUCAUAUACCAGAUUAUGUUUUUUUUUUUUUUUAAAUCGACUUAAUUUUUAAUUUAGGAGCAAGCAAUUUUAUAUUAUAAUUGUUCAAUCGAGGAGUUAAAAUUUUUUCAUUAUUGUGUACCCUAAAGUUGUGUGUGUGUGUGUUUUUUUUUACAGUAUCUAAACCAUUUUUUUGUUUUGUUCUUUUAGUAGUUUAGUUACCAUAUUUUGGCGAUUGAAAAUAUCACCUGAAACACUACUCGAAAGAUACCUGUUUUACCAAUAAUACUGUAUAUGUUUUCAGAAUAUUGAACAUAAUUUAUUGUGCCAUAUUGCACACCAACAAAUAAGGAGAAGAACGAUGUUUUAUAUAUGUAUUAAUGUACUAUUAUCGUAUUUAAGUAUUUAAAAAAAAUAUCUAGCUAUAAAAAAAAUUGGUAUGUAGAUACGACGAGUAUAUAGAUGGAUGUUUUAGUGCGCUUAGAACUCUCAAUGUAAUUUGAUGAUCGAUCGGUGUACUUGGAGUUUGUGUUUUUUGAUCAAAUCAUAAUUGAAUGGAAUACCGUUACGGAUAUGCUUUUUCAUUUUUAAUAAUCAUUUAUUAUUAUGUAAUUUGUUCCAAGUACAAAAUUAACGCGUGUAUUUUGAUAAAGGUAGGCAUUGAGCAGACAGUUUGCAUUAUACUACAUCCCAUUUGAUGGCAAGUUCACGGUGGAUUUCUCUCUCUCGAAAAUUGAAUAAACUUGCUCAUUUUGAAAAUAAAGUUGCGUCUGUUUUGUAAAAAUGUGCUAAACAAUGUUACGAAAGUAAUAACUGAAGUAUUUACUUGCCAAUGGAGGUUUAUCGAUGCAACGAUUCGGUGAGAAUGAAUGAAAUUUUCCUUGUUAUAAUGAAACUUCCAUUAUUGAAAGUUUCGUGGUACAGUAUUAUUGAAUUUAUUGCUUUAUUCGUUCUUAGCGGAAAGUUUGAGUUGAGAUAUCAUUUUCUAAGCUGAUGUAGUUUUUUUCUGCCCCAUCAACCAAAAAAAAAAGAUAAAGAAAGAUGAUUUCAACGAGAGAGAUGCAAAAAUUACAGAAUUGAGAUCAGGAUUUUGUUUUGAUUUGAACCUAAUAAAUUUACAACAUUUUAAAAUAUGUAGCUGGACUAAUUUCUAUUUUUCAGCUCUGUUUUUGUUUGGAUUUUCUGUAAGUAGGUAUUUUACUCUUUUUCAAAUUAUAGAAGGUAGGAAUUUGUCGAGUAAUUCGUAGUUGAUCUAUAUUAUAUCCACGAUCUUCCUUUUCUUUCAUCAUUUUCUGUCUAGAUUUGAAAAUAAUUUAAUCAAAUAAUAAAAAAAUACAGCACGUACUAAAAUUCCCUGAUAUAUUUGAGAAAAAAAAAACUAAAAAUCAUAAUAAGUAAAUUGAAAUCACGUAUUCUAAAAAAAAUUUAAAAUAUCCACUCAAACUCUUUGAACAUUGCCUCACAAUAACGUACAAAGCACGAAUAUUUACCUACAAAUACGAUAUAAAAUAAUAAUGGAAACGUAAAACGAUACAGAUUAGAAAAAUGAUUAAUCAAUUAAAAAAAAAAAAAAACCGGAAUGAAAUUAACAGGUAUAACGGUUUGUGUAGUCCAAACUUUCAUGCAGGUAUAUUCACAUCAAUCUAUACAAUAUAAUAACUAAAUCGUAUUAAAUCGGUUGUCCCAAACACUUUGUUCACUAACAUAUUCAGCGAACAUACAACAAUACAGUUUUUAUUUACAAUUUUUUUUUCGAGUGUAAAUAUACUUAUUUUAAGGUUUAAAUUUGUAUUUUUAUUUGAUUAAUUACAUGUUAUAAAUAUUA
Planococcus citri (citrus mealybug) is the source of this 6440-nucleotide messenger RNA. RefSeq names its product ubiquitin conjugating enzyme E2H (gene UbcE2H). Gene Ontology annotation, biological process: protein polyubiquitination; ubiquitin-dependent protein catabolic process. NCBI's taxonomy places the organism in Eukaryota, Metazoa, Arthropoda, Insecta, Hemiptera, Pseudococcidae. The coding region runs from base 520 to 1074 and encodes 184 amino acids. Gene Ontology annotation, cellular component: nucleus. The record is from RefSeq and is a predicted model, not a curated record. The transcript is spliced from 2 exons. Gene Ontology annotation, molecular function: ubiquitin conjugating enzyme activity.